CAGCUAUUGAGGAAAAAACAGUGGGUACACGCGCUAGAAGCUCCUGGAGAAUUUUGUGUUCCACAGUCUCUGAAGAAAAAUUGGGCGGGUAUUCGUCCGCUCAUUGCCAAGUUUUCGAGGCAGUGGAAAACAAGAGUUGGGACAUGGACAGCCGCUUGCAGGAGAUCCGGGAACGGCAGAAGUUACGGCGACAGCUUCUCGCGCAGCAGUUGGGAGCUGAAAGUGCUGACAGUAUUGGUGCUGUGUUAAAUAGCAAAGAUGAGCAGAGAGAAAUUGCUGAAACAAGAGAAACUUGCAGGGCUUCCUAUGAUACCUCUGCUCCAAAUGCAAAACGUAAGUAUCAGGAUGAAGGAGAGACAGAUGAAGACAAAAUGGAAGAAUAUAAGGAUGAAUUAGAAAUGCAACAGGAGGAUGAGAAUUUGCCAUAUGAAGAAGAGAUUUACAAAGAUUCUAGUACUUUUCUUAAGGGAACACAGAGUUUAAAUCCCCAUAAUGAUUACUGCCAACAUUUUGUAGACACCGGACAUAGACCUCAAAAUUUCAUCAGAGAUGUAGGUUUGGCUGACAGAUUUGAAGAAUACCCUAAACUGAGGGAGCUCAUCAGGCUGAAGGAUGAGUUAAUAGCUAAAUCUAACACUCCUCCUAUGUACUUACAAGCAGAUAUAGAAGCCUUUGACAUCAGAGAAUUAACACCCAAAUUUGAUGUGAUUCUUCUUGAACCCCCUUUAGAAGAAUAUUACAGAGAGACUGGCAUCACUGCUAAUGAAAAAUGCUGGACUUGGGAUGAUAUCAUGAAGUUAGAAAUUGAUGAGAUUGCAGCACCUCGAUCAUUUAUUUUUCUCUGGUGUGGUUCUGGGGAGGGAUUGGACCUUGGAAGAGUGUGUUUACGCAAGUGGGGUUACAGAAGAUGUGAAGAUAUUUGUUGGAUUAAAACCAAUAAAAACAAUCCUGGGAAGACUAAGACUUUAGAUCCAAAGGCUGUCUUCCAGAGAACAAAGGAACACUGCCUUAUGGGGAUCAAAGGAACUGUUAAGCGUAGCACAGACGGGGACUUCAUUCAUGCUAAUGUUGACAUUGACUUGAUUAUCACAGAAGAACCUGAAAUUGGCAAUAUAGAAAAACCUGUAGAAAUUUUUCAUAUAAUUGAACAUUUUUGUCUUGGUAGAAGACGCCUUCAUUUAUUUGGAAGAGAUAGUACAAUUCGACCAGGCUGGCUUACAGUUGGACCAACUCUUACAAAUAGCAACUACAAUGCAGAAACGUAUGCAUCCUACUUCAGUACCCCUAAUUCCUAUUUGACUGGAUGUACAGAAGAAAUUGAGAGACUUCGACCAAAAUCACCUCCUCCCAAAUCUAAAUCUGAUCGGGGAGGUGGAGCUCCCAGAGGAGGAGGAAGAGGUGGAACUUCUGCUGGCCGCGGGCGAGAAAGAAAUCGAUCUAACUUCCGAGGAGAAAGAGGUGGUUUCAGGGGGGGCCGUGGAGGAGCACACAGAGGUGGCUUUCCACCUCGAUAGUUUUUAGGACAGUGAUCCUAUUAAUGCCCCUUCACCUUUCUGAUAGUUUGAAUUUCAACUGGGAGACGUUGUUUAGAACUCUGUUCCAACUUGCACUUUGCUUUAGUUUCUCCAAGCUGCAGGAAUAUUUUAGCCAACCUCCCUUGCAGUUGUCACUGUCUGGUUUUGUCCAGAAUAAAUGAGUCAUCCUGGCUUGUCAUGUGCAUGUAGCCGAACAAAAUGGAACAACACAAAUACUUUCACUUUCAGAGAUGGAAUUUAUUCUGAUAGAUUUCAACUAAUUACAAAGGCUUUUGCUUUUUAGAAAUAAAGUGAGCAGUGAAAAAAGACCCCAUCUGGAGUAUCAUACUAGUGCUGACAGUAGUUGAUAAUGGACAUCCUGCCACUGCUGUCACUGUAAAUGGGAAGCUGUCUGACAGCCUUGAUGGAAUGAAGUUGGGACAGAUGGUAAACUUCUCUUAGGCUUUUAAUAUUUUCUUGUUGAAACAAUGAAAAGAGACUUAUUUUUUCUUUCUUUAUGAAAAAUCUUAAACUCAUAUAAUUUGACCACAGAAGAAAUUGAGAGACUUGGAACAAAAUCACAUCCUCCCAAAUCUAAAUCUGAUUGGGGAGGUGGAGCUCCCAGGGGUGGGAAGGUAAGAGGUAGAACCUAGUAGGCAGACUUUACAAAGAGAAAAAAAAUACUCAUUAUAAUCUCAGUUGUGCAGCUACUGAUGACUGUUAACAAUACUUCCUAAAAAACAAACAAGGACAAACAUCCAAGUGCUAGAACUUUGGUAUGGACUUGAUCUUGGAUUGACUUUCAAAGCAGUUUCAUAUUCCUUAACAAAAUAAAAGAAUUGGACGCAACAGAGACAUCUGGUUAUCAGGUACUUGGUUUAAACAUUUUGGGAAAUAAAGCACUUGGUGUUGAGGAAAUGACAUGCAUGUUUAAACUUGUUAUGGAGAAAACUUAAUGUAAAACCAAAUUACAGAAGACCCUCAACUUAAGAAGAGAGCUUGGAAAAUGGAACUGCAGUUGCCUUUUAAGGGACUGGUUUCCCAGAUCAGUUAGUUGUGUGAGACUUUAUGUUGUCAUUUCUCUUUCUGUACUGUAACCCAUGUUUUAAAUGAAUUUGCUGAAUGAAAUAAUGCCAUUAUUGUUCUUGAUAAAUCUAUUUUUUAUUUUGUGUAUGAUUUUUCUAAUGAAACUUUAAACCUUUGAAAUUUGGGAGUCUCUUUUCUGUGAGUGAAAUUGUCAUUGUUACCAAAUGAAAAAGGACUGACCUAAGAUGAGAUUAUUCUCUUGGUCUGUGAGUAGCCGUUCUGUGCUUUUCAUUGGCUCAUAAAAUGAGGUUUUGUUGUAUUUACUAAAGACUCAGUUCGAAGAUAGGGACUGAAUUACAGAAAUAGGCUUGAGAUCCUUAAAAGCCUGAUGAAUUUAACAUGUUCAACAUGUUAGUGCUUUCUAAUACAGAUAGCAUUUGACUAAUGCUUUUCUUGAUGUAGAUACGAUGUGGAACUGUUGGUUAGAAUUUUUACUCAAAUGAUGGUACAUUUUCAACUUUAGUGAUUAAAACUUACCUAGAGAUAGAACUGUAUUUGUUAGAGCUGACCUGGGAACGAAGAAGACAGAGAUACUGGUCUUGAGGCUGAACCAAGAUGGCGGAGAAGGAUGUGCUUUCACUCCCUCUUGUGAGAACACCAGAAUCACAACUAGCUGCUGGACAGUUAUCGACAGAAAGGCUCUGGAACUCACCAAAAAAGAUAUCGCACAUCCACAGACAACAGAGAAGCCACAGUGAGAUGGUAGGAGGGGUGCAAUCACAGCAAAAUCAAAUCCUGUAACUGCUGGGUGGGUGACUCACAGACUGGAGAACACUUAUACCACAAAAGUCCACUCACUGGAGUGAAGGUUCUGAGCCCCACAUCAGGCUUCCCAACCUGGGGGUCUGGCAACAGGAGGAGGAAUUCGUAGAGAAUCAGACUUUGAAGGCUAGUGGGAUUUGAUUGCAGGACUUCGACAGGACUGGGGGAAACAGAGGCUCCACUCUUGGAGGGCACACACAAAGUAGUGUGUGCAUCGGGACCCAGGGGAAGGAGCAGUGAACCCAGGGGAGAAUGAACCAGACCUACCUGCUAGUGUUGGAGGGUCUCCUGCAGAGGCAGGGGGUGACUCUCUUUCACUGUGGGGACAAGGACACUGGCAGCAGAAGUUCUGGGAAGUACGCCUUGGUGUGAGCCCUCCCAGAGUCUGCCAUUAGCCCCACCAAAGAGCUGGGAAGGAUCCAGUGUUGGGUCACCUCAGGCCAAACAACCAACAGGGAGGGAACCCAGCUCCACCCGUCAGCAGACAAGCGGACUAAAGUUUUACUGAGCUCUGCCCACCAGAGCAACACCCAGCUCUACCCACCACCAGUCCCUCCCAUCAGGAAACUGCACAGGCCUCUAGAUAGCCUCAUCCACUAGAGGACAGACAGCAGAAGCAAGAACUGCAAUCCUGCAGCCUGUGGAACAAAAACCACAUUCACAGACAAGAUGAAAAGGCAGAGGUCUAUGUACCAGAUGAAGGAACAAGAUAAAACCUCAGAAAAACAACUAAAUGAAGUAGAGAUAGGCAACCUUCCAGAAAAAGAAUUCAGAAUAGUGACAGUGAAGAUGAUCUAGGACCUCGGAAAAACAAUGGAGGCAAAGAUGGAGAAGAUGCAAGAACUGUUUAACAAAGACCUAGAAGAAUUAACAGGUGAACAACACAGUAACUGAAAUGAAAACUACACUAGAAGGAACCAGUAGCAGAAGAAUUGAGGCAGAAGAACGGAUAAGUGACCUGGAAGACAGAAUGGUGGAAUUCACUGCUGCAGAACAGAAUAAAGAAAAAAGAAUGAAAAGAAAUGAAGACAGCCUCAGAGACCUCUGGGACAACAUUAAACGCAACAACGUUUGCAUUAUUGGGGUCCCAGAAGGAGAAGAGAGAAAGGACCCGAGAAAAUAUUUGAAGAGCCUAUAGUCAAAAACUUCCCUAACAUGGGAAAGGAAAUAGCCACCCAAGUCCAGGAAGGGGAGCAAGUCCCAUACAGGAGAAACACGCUGAGACACAUAGUAAUCAAAUUGGCAACAAUUAAAGACAAAGAAAAAUUAUUGAAAGCAGCAAGGGAAAAACAACAAAUAACAUACAAGGGAACUCCCAUAAGGUUAACAGCUGAUUUCUCAGCAGAAACUCUACAAGCCAGAAGGGAGUGGUAUGAUAUACUUGAAGUGAUGGAAGAACCUACAACCAUGUUUACCUGGCAAGGAUCACAUUCAGAUUCGAUGGAGAAAUCAAAAGCUUUACAGACAAGCAAAAGGUAAGAGAAUUCACCACCACCAAACCAGCUCUACAACAAAUGCUAAAGGAACUUCUCUAAGUGGGAAACACGAGAAGAAGAGGACCUGAAAAAACCCAAAACAAGAAAAUGGUCAUAGGAACAUACAUAUUGAUAAUUACCUUGAAGGUGAAUGGAUUAAAUGCUCCAACCAAACGACACAGGCUUGCUGAAUGGAUACAAAAGCAAGACCCAUAUGCUGUCGACAAGAGACCCACUUCAGACCUAGGGACACAUACAGACUGAAAGUGAGGGGAUGGAAAAAGAUACUCCAUGCAAAUGGAAAUCAAAAGAAAGCUGGAGUAGCAGUACUCAUAUCAGAUAAAAUAGACUUUAAAAUAAAGAAGGUUACAAGAGACAAGGAAAGACACUACAUAAUGAUCAAGGGAUCAAUCCAAGAAGAAGAUGUAACAAUUAUAUAUACACCCAACAUAGGAGCACCUCAAUACAUACAGCAACUGCCAACAGCUGUAAAAGAGGAAAUCUACAGUAACACAAUAAUAGUGGGGGACUUUAACACCUCCCUCACACCAAUGGAUAGAUCAUCCAAAAUGAAAAUAAAUAAGAAAACACAAGCUUUAAAUGACGCAAUAGACCAGAUAGAUUUAAUUGAUAUUUAGAGGACAUUCCAUCCAAAAACAGCAGAUUACACUUUCUUCUCAAGUGCGCAUGGAAUAUUCUCCAGGAGAGAUCACAUCGUGGGUCACAAAUCAAGCCUCAGUAAAUUUAAGAAAAUUGAAAUCAUACCAAGCAUCUUUUCUGACCACACCACUAUGAGAUUAGAAAUGAAUUACAGGGGAAAGAACAUAAAAAACACAAACACAUGGAGGCUAAACACUACGUUACUAAAUAACCAAGAGAUCACUGAAGAAAUCAAAAAGGAAAUCAAAAAAUACCUAGAGACAAACGACAAUGAAAACACGACAAUCCAAAACCUAUGGGAUGCAGCAAAAGCAGUUCUAAGGGAAGUUUAUAACUAUACAAGCCUACCUCAAGAAACAAGAAAAAUCUCAAAUAAAUAAUCUAACCUUACACCUAAAGGAACUAGAGAAACAAGAACAAACAAAACCCAAAGUUAUCAGAAGGAAAGAAAUCACAAAGAUCAGAGCAGAAAUAAAUGAAAUAGAAACAAUGAAAACAAUAGCAAAGAUCAGUAAAACUAAAAGCUGGUUCUUUGAGAAGAUAAAAUUGAUAAACCAUUAGCCAGAUGCAUUAAGAAAAAGAGGGAGAGGACUCAAAUCAAUAAAAUUAGAAAUGAAAAAGGAGAAGCUACCACAGACGCCACAGAAAUACAAAGCAUCCUAAGAGACUACUACAGGCAACUCUAUGCCAAUAAAAUGGACAACCUGGAAGAAAUGGACAAAUUCUUAGAAAGGUAUAACCUUCCAAGACUGAACCAGGAAGAAAUAGAAAAUAUGAACAGACCAAUCACAAGUAAUGAAAUUGAAAAUGUGAUUAAAAAUCUUCCAACAAACAAAAGUCCAGGACCAGAUGGCUUCACAGGUGAAUUCUAUCAAACAUUUAGAGAAGAGCUAACACCCAUGCUUCUUAAACUCUUCCAAAAAAUUGCAGAGGAAAGAACACUCCCAAACUCUUUCUACGAGGCCACCAUCACCCUGAUAACCAAAACAGACAAAGAUACUACAAAAAGAAAAUUACAGACCAAUAUCUCUGAUGAAUAUACAUGCAAAAAUCCUCAACAAAAUACUAGCAAACAGAAUCCAACAACACAUUAAAAGGAUCAUACACCAUGAUCAAGUGGGAUUUAUCCCAGGGAUGCAAGGAUCCUUCAAUAUAUGCAAAUCAAUAUGAUACACCAUAUUAACAAAUUGAGGAAUCAAAACCAUAUGAUCAUCUCAAUAGAUGCCGAAAAAGCUUUUGACAAAAUUCAACACCCACUUAUGAUAAAAAGUCUCCAGAAAGUGGGCAUAGAGGUAAUGUACCUCAACAUAAUAAAGGCCAUAUAUGACAAACCCACAGCAAACAUCAUUCUCAAUGGUGAAAAACUGAAAGCAUUUCCUGUAAGAUCAGGAACAAGACAAGGAUGUCCACUUUCACCGCUAUUAUUCAACAUAGUUUUGGGAGUCCUAGCCAUGGCAAUCAGAGAAGAAAAAUAAAUAAAAGGAAUCCAAAUUGGAAAAGAAGAAGUGAAACUGUCACUGUUUGCAGAUGACAUACUAUACAUGGAGAAUCCUAAAGAUGCUACCAGAAAACUACUAGACCUAAUCAAGGAAUUUUGUAAAGUUGCAGGAUACAAAAUUAAUGCACAGAAGCCUCUUGCAUUCUUAUACACUAAUGAUGAAAUAUCUGAGAGAUUAAGGAAACACUCCCAUUUAUCACUGCAACAAAAAGAAUAAAAUACCUAGGAAUAAACCUACCUAGGGAGACAAAAGACCUAUAUGCAGAAAACUGUAAGACACUGAUGAAAGAAAUUAAAGAUGAUACCAACAGAUAUACCAUGUUCUUGGAUUGGAAGAAUCAGUAUUGUGAAAAUGUACUACCCAAAGCAAUCUACAGAUUCAAUGCAAUCCCUAUCAAAUUACCAAUGGCAUUUUUGACAGAACUAGAACAAAAAUCUUAAAAUUUGUAUGGAGACACAAAAGACCCCGAAUAGCCAAAGCAGUCUUGAAGGCAAACAACGGAGCUGGAGGAAUCAAACUCCCUUACUUCAGACUAUACUACAAAGCUACAGUAAUCAAGACAAUAUGGUACUAGCACAAAAACAGAAACAUAGAUCAAUGGUACAAGAUAGAAAGCCCAGAGGUAAACCCAUGCACCUAUGGUCAACUAAUGUAUGACAAAGGAGGCAAGGAUAUACAAUGGUGAAAAGGCAGUCUCUUCAAUAAGUGGUGCUGGGAAAACUGGACAGCUACAUGUAAAAGAAUGAAAUUAGAACACUCCCUAACACCAUACACAAAAAUAAACUCCAAAUGGAUUUGAGACCUAAAUGUAAGACUGGACACUAUAAAACUCUUAGAGGAAAACAUAGGAAGAACACUCUUUGACAUAAAUCACAGCAAGAUCUUUUUUGACCCACCUCUGAGAGAAAUGGAAAUAGAAACAACAGUAAACAAAUGGGACCUAAUGAAACUUAAAAGCUUUUGCACAGCAAAGGAAACCCUAAACAAGACAAAAAGACAACCCUCAAAAUGGGAGAAAAUAUUUACAAACGAAUCAACGGACAAAGGAUUAAUCUCCAAAAUAUAUAAACAGCUCAUGCAGCUUGAUACUAAAAAAACAACCCAAACCAAAAAUGGGCAGAAGGGGCUUCCCUGGUGGCACAGUGGUUGAGAGUC
This is a messenger RNA of Mesoplodon densirostris (Blainville's beaked whale), 8151 nucleotides long. It is a transcript of the gene METTL14, whose product is annotated as methyltransferase 14, N6-adenosine-methyltransferase subunit. The record is from RefSeq and is a predicted model, not a curated record. Gene Ontology annotation, cellular component: RNA N6-methyladenosine methyltransferase complex; nucleus. NCBI's taxonomy places the organism in Eukaryota, Metazoa, Chordata, Mammalia, Artiodactyla, Ziphiidae. Bases 144 to 1514 code for a protein of 456 amino acids. The transcript has 11 exons. Gene Ontology annotation, molecular function: mRNA binding.